UUUUCCUUAACCAAUUCACCACUCCAAAAAUUAGCCAGUCAUUGACGAAGACUACCAAAUCAAACCAUUGAAGAACGAAACGCAGAAGUGUAGAGAGAGAGAGAGAGAUUGGGGCAGAGUUGAAAAUUAACCUCUACAGCUGAGAGGAGAAGCUCAAGCGGAGUUUCCUAAUUUAUAGUCUCAGUUACCUUCAAUGGAUCCAACAGCAGAUGAGCAGUUGGACUAUGGUGAUGAGGAAUAUGGAGGAAGCCACAAGAUGCAGUACCAUGGAAGUGGGACAAUUCCUGCACUAGCAGAGGAUGAAAUGCUGGGUGAAGAUGAUGAAUAUGAUGAUCUUUACAAUGAUGUUAACAUUGGGGAAGGUUUCCUACAGCUGCAGCGGUCAGAGGUUCCAGUUCCUUCUGUUGAUGCGGGAAAUGGGAGUUUUCAAGUUCAGAAAGAUAGUUUUCCUGCCUCAAGGGCUGGUGGUUUAGGAUCAGAGGAGGCGAAAAUCCCUGGUAUUGCAACAGAAGAGAAGUAUGCUGGCACUGAAGUCCAAUUUCCCCAGCAAAAGGGUGGGCCUUUAGUUGAAAGGGAAACUGAACGACCUGCUGAUGCUGCACAAAAAGCAAGGCCUUCAGCACUUACCAUGAAUCUCAAUUCUCAAGUGGGGAACUCUGGUUACCAAGGAUCCAUGCCAAUGCCCCAGAAAAUUGGUGCUGAUCCUAUGGCUAUGCCAGAAAUAAAUACCAGUGAAGCUACACCAUUGGUGAAUUCUGCUGUGGCUGGACCAAGAGUUGUUCCGCACAUGCCAACUAAUCAAUUGAACUCAAGUGGGAAUGUUAACAUGAAUAAUCCAGUUAUUAGUGAGACUCCUUUUAGGCCAUCUCUGGAGAAUGGUAACACCAUGCUCUUUGUUGGAGAAUUGCACUGGUGGACUACUGAUGCUGAGCUUGAGAGUGUGCUAACUCAAUAUGGGAAUGUAAAGGAGAUCAAAUUCUUUGAUGAGAGAGCUAGUGGCAAGUCUAAAGGCUAUUGUCAAGUUGAGUUUUUUGACCCAGCUUCUGCAGCUGCUUGCAAAGAAGGAAUGAAUGGUUAUAACUUCAAUGGGCGACCCUGUGUUGUCGCAUUUGCAACUGCACAAACUAUAAAACAGAUGGGUUCCUCAUAUGCGAACAAAACUCAAAACCAGGUGCAGUCUCAACCACAGGGGCGGAGACCCAUGAAUGAGGGAGUCGGUAGAGGUGGGCCAAAUUACACCCCUGGAGAUGCUGGGAGGAAUUUCGGAAGAGGUAGUUGGGGGCGUGGAGGGCCGGGGAUGCCUAACAGAGGACCUGGGGGUGGACCAGUGAGGGGAAGAGGAGCCAUGGGAUCGAAGAAUAUGAUGGUGAAUCCUGGAGCUGGCAAUGGUGCUGGUGGAGCUUUUGGACAAGGACUUGCAGGUCCAGCAUUUGGUGGUCCUCCUCCAGGUCUAAUGCAUCCCCAGGGCAUGAUGGGUCCUGGUUUUGAUCCCAGUUUUAUGGGUCGAGGAGCUGGUUAUGGAGGAUUUUCAGGUCCUGCAUUUCCGGGGAUGAUGCCUCCAUUUCCUGCUGUUAAUCCUAUGGGCCUUCCUGGAGUGGCUCCUCAUGUCAACCCUGCAUUCUUUGGUCGAGGAAUGGCUGCAAAUGGAAUGGGAAUGAUGGGUACAGCUGGGAUGGAUGGGCCUCAUCCAGGAAUGUGGACUGACACAAGCGGGGGCGGAUGGGGAGGAGAAGAACAUGGCAGGAGAACUAGAGAGUCCAGUUAUGGGGGUGAAGAUAAUGCAUCAGAGUAUGGCUAUGGAGAGGUUAGCCAUGAUAAAGGAGCCAGGUCAAGUGCUGUGUCCAGGGAAAAGGAACGGGGUUCUGAGCGUGACUGGUCAGGCAACUCUGACAGGCGGCAUCGUGAUGAAAGAGAACAUGACAGAGAUAGGCAUGAUAAGGAGCACAGAUACAGGGAAGAAAGGGAUGGUUACCGGGACUAUCGUCAAAAGGAGCGUGAAUCAGAGUAUGAGGAGGAGUAUGACCGUGGACAGUCUUCUUCAAGAUCCCGUAGCAAAUCCCGAGCAGCUCAGGAGGAAAAUCAUAGGUCUAGAUCAAGAGACACAAAUUAUGGGAAACGUAGACGCGGACCUUCUGAAUGAUCUCUUAUAUGCUGCCGUGCAUCUAUUUUCCAAGUCUUUUAUAGGACUACAGGCGCAAUUAUUAACCUUUGGUGAUGUCCUUCCUUCAGCUACUUGUAUGCAGUGGCGUUCUUCCUGUUUUGUGUUGGUGCUGAUAUUCUGUGGUUUCAGGACUUAAAGAAGUAAGUCAAGUAUUACUAUGGUUCCAGGAAGUAGAUAUAGAUCCUUCUAUUCUACUCCCUAUAAACGUCAUUUGAUGCAGAACUUCUAUUUGUGCUAAGAUUAUGAGUAACUUUAUUGAAAAACUCACAUGGGUUUGCUUAACGAGUUGAGCUUUCUAAUUCUGUUAAUUUUUAGGUUUUAUGACUAUUAUCGUAAAUUAGCUCUUGGAGCUGCUAGAACUUGUUGUAUAUUAUCUUAGAGUUGUGAGCCCUUUUGUGUACGAUUGUUUGCUGACCAAGUUCUUUCAGUUAGUUAUAUUAGUUUAAUCUGAAAGCUGAGAAAUAGGCUUAAUGUAUCUUGAUGCUUGGCUUUUUCAAUUCGCUGCUCAUGUGAUAUUAAAAUGUGUAUUUUUUUCUUCUUUUGUUUGCCUGUUUGGGUGCACAUGUAUUGGCCGCGGGAGGGGGGCUGUCUUAUCUGGUCUAUUAAUCUCUAGGCUGCCAGACCUUGUUAUCUAGGGAGCCGCGAGGCAACUCUCUGUUUUUCGUGACUAAAUCAGCAUAUUUUGGUUAUCUGGAGGAAGAUGAGUUAAAUUGGACAAUUGUUUGAAAAUGCUAGUCUCUGCCUAGUGCCCUAGUGCGCGUGAGAUGUUUGUCUGUAAUUUUGUUUUCUUUAGCAUAUAACAUCAUGGGCGUCCAAUUUAGAUAGGGAUGCAUCAGCAGGCCCACCAGUCUUUUAAAGCUCUACUUUGAGCUAUGUAUUGUAGAUAUGUAGUAGGUUCCAUCAUGUGUAAUGUUUCAUACCGUUUUUUGCUCUUUUUUGAGCUUUGUAAAGAUCUUGUACCAAGUCUGCUGAGCACUUUGUUCUGUAGAUUUCAGUAUGGUGGGUUUGUACAUAGUAAUGCAACUCUAGGUUAGUUGUGGUCGGUUAGUAACUUUUGUAUGGUGCUGUAAUCCAAAAUAUAGGUGAUUGCUGUAACAUCUGGAAGAGUUGGCUUAUUAUUCAUCGCAGAUACAGAUAGUGACUGCAGAUUGCAUCUGUGGUAACCUCCCUGUAGGCCUGUAAAAACUUUUUUGUUGUUAGAUCAUACACCAAGUGUAAAUAUCUGUUGUAAUAUCUGAUAAUUUGAUCGCCUCUGCUUUCUUGUAACUCAUUCUGUAAAUUUGUGCCGCAUUGGCUGUAUAUAAUGUUGAUAUAAUUUGAUUUAGGA
Molecule: messenger RNA, 3488 nt
Organism: Solanum pennellii
Lineage: Eukaryota; Viridiplantae; Streptophyta; Magnoliopsida; Solanales; Solanaceae
Product: cleavage and polyadenylation specificity factor subunit 6
Exons: 3
Coding region: 194-2140 (648 amino acids)
Biological process (GO): mRNA alternative polyadenylation
Cellular component (GO): mRNA cleavage and polyadenylation specificity factor complex
Molecular function (GO): mRNA binding
Source: RefSeq, a predicted model, not a curated record